Molecule: messenger RNA, 4958 nt
Organism: Nothobranchius furzeri (turquoise killifish)
Lineage: Eukaryota; Metazoa; Chordata; Actinopteri; Cyprinodontiformes; Nothobranchiidae
Source: RefSeq, a predicted model, not a curated record
CCUCCCUCUUGCUUGCUCACAUCCCUCUGAAUAAUCCACAUCUAGGGCAAGCUGACUGAGAGGCGAUCCAGUGCUCAGCUCCUCUCUGCAGGCUGAGAAAAAGAGACAGAGAGCGAAAGGCAACGAUUUUCAACGCAGGAGGAAAAACGUGACGUUUUUGACGGAACAGGAAGAUAACAAGAAUCAAAAGAGGAAGAUUUUCAUCCGCGGAUAUCAUUUAUUUAUACAUCUUGUUUAUAUAUCUCUCUAUAUAUUUGUACACACACAUAUAGAUAUUUAUAUAUAAACAUUUAUCCUUGUACAUAUCUGUAUUUGUGCUUGUCCGUUUAUAUUAAUAUUUUUAUAUGUAGUUGUGUGUGUAAAUAUAUAUGAUAUAUAAACAAAAGAAUCUCUCUAUAUAUAUCUAUGAAUUUAUAUGCGUAUCACUGUGAACCAAGAGAAGCAAGAAGACAUUUCUAUCAUCAGGGCUGGUCUCUGAUUGCGUGGUGGCAAACAAUAUCUUAAACAUUUCCUUUGAUCUUCUACGUCAGAGGACAAAGACUACGUGCUCAUUUUGUAUUUUUGUUUUCCUGUUGCUGCUUCCCAUUCCUCUGAAAUUCUUUUUUUUUCUUACAUUGAAGAGGAGUAAAGUGGAAAUUGGCAGGAUCGGACGAAGAAGGGAAAAUCUGAAGCAAUUCCUGUGAUUAGUGUUAUUUCCAUCGGCAUUAACGCUCUUUGAGCUGAUCGCAGAGUGCUGUGUGAAAUCCUAGGAGGACGCAGAGACAGAGUGCCACGCCGCUCUUCUCAACAUCAGCCUAGCCAGCACAGCCAGCAUGCACAAACACCACCACUGCUGCAAGUGCCCAGAAUGUUAUGAGGUGACCCGGAUGGCAGCUCUACGUAGGAUGGACGCCCCAGCGUACGGAGGUGAAUGGCAGGCAGAGCCCUAUGGAUACCCACCUGGGUAUGGAGGAGGCCAGACCUUACCCCCUCCAGCCUCAGGAGGGGGUGGAAGCAUGGGAGGAGGAGGGGGCACUUUGGGGAGAAGUAAGGGCAAGAUGUCUGGUGGGGGCCCUGGAUGCCCUAACCCAAAGGGCCAAUCCAAAGGGGGCCCCAAAGUAAAUGGCAACAACUCCACUGGACAAGCAGGAUGGUGGCCCGAGUGCACCUGUACCAACCGGGAGUGGUAUGAUCAGGCCAACCCUCCCCCCAUCAUUGUCAACGCAGACUCACUAGAUGCAAGCCCUUAUGUAAAUGGCAGUGAUGGCAUGUAUAAAUAUGAAGAGAUCAUCCUAGAGAGGGGGAACUCUGGCCUGGGCUUUAGCAUUGCUGGAGGAAUAGACAAUCCCCACAUUCCUGAUGAUCCAGGGAUUUUCAUCACCAAGAUAAUCCCUGGAGGAGCAGCUGCCAUGGAUGGACGGCUGGGGGUUAAUGACUGUGUGCUGCGUGUGAAUGACGUGGACGUUUCUGAGGUGGUUCACAGCCGAGCUGUAGAAGCCCUUAAGGAGGCGGGGCCCGUGGUGCGGCUGCUGGUGCGACGGAGGCAGGCCCCACCUGAAACAAUUCUGGAGGUCAACUUGCUGAAAGGGCCCAAAGGACUGGGCUUCAGUAUCGCUGGAGGAAUUGGGAACCAGCAUAUUCCUGGAGAUAAUAGCAUCUAUAUAACAAAGAUCAUAGAAGGAGGAGCUGCCCAGAAAGAUGGACGUCUGCAGACUGGAGACCGCCUGUUAGCUGUGAACAACAUCGUGCUGCAGGAUGUGCGUCAUGAGGAGGCGGUAGCUGCACUGAAGAACACCUCUGAUAUGGUUUAUCUCAAGGUGGCCAAGCCAGGACCCGUGCAUCUGAACGACAUGUACGCCCCUCCAGAUUACUCCAGCAGCCUGGCCCUCCCUCCAGCCUUCCCCACCAUGGUGGACAACCAUGUCAGCCACAAUUACGUGGGAGCAAUGGAGCCCAAGCCAGUGUACCCACCUCCUCAGGUCACCCCGUCCAGGUACUCACCUGUUCCCCGCCACAUGAUGGGGGAGGAAGACUUCACGAGCAGGGCUGAACCUAUUUACAGUGUCAUCCACAAACCUGGGGAUAGCAAGGCGCCCCAGGCCCUCUACAGAGGCUUCUCUCCUUUCCCCGCUCCCUUGUGCCAAGGUCCACUCCCCUUCUCUAGCAGGGAGCCGAGGAAGGUGGUGUUGCACAAGGGCUCCACCGGUCUGGGCUUCAACAUCGUCGGAGGGGAGGACGGAGAGGGGAUUUUUGUGUCCUUCAUCCUGGCUGGAGGGCCGGCAGAUCUGAGCGGCGAGCUGAGGAGGGGCGACCGGAUUCUCUCAGUGAACGGCGUGAACCUUAGGAAUGCCACACAUGAGCAGGCGGCUGCAGCGCUGAAAAGAGCUGGACAGACUGUCACCAUCAUUGCUCAGUACAGGCCUGAAGAGUACAGUCGCUUUGAGUCAAAGAUCCACGACCUGAGGGAGCAGAUGAUGAACAGCAGCAUGAGCUCAGGGUCGGGCUCCCUGCGCACUAGUGAGAAGCGCUCCCUCUAUGUCAGAGCUCUGUUUGAGUACGACCGAACAAGAGACAGCUGCCUGCCCAGCCAAGGAUUGAGUUUCACCUAUGGGAACAUCCUUCAUGUGAUUAAUGCUUCUGAUGACGAGUGGUGGCAGGCCAGGCUCGUCACACCUCAUGGAGAGAGUGAGCAGAUUGGGGUCAUUCCCAGCAAGAAAAGAGUGGAAAAGAAGGAGCGUGCCAGAUUAAAAACGGUGAAGUUCCACGGCAGGACAGGCAUGAUUGAGUCUAAUAGGACAGUCAGAGUAAAGCGCAAAAAAAGCUUCAACCUCUCACGCAAGUUCCCGUUUUACAAGAGCAAGGAGAAUAUUGUGCAGGAGUUGGUGGAGUCUGAACAAUGCCUGACGUCCAACACAAGUGACAGUGAAAGUAGUUCAAAGGGCCAGGAGGAUACAAUCCUUUCCUAUGAGCCAGUCAUUAGACAGGAAAUCCACUACACACGGCCUGUGAUCAUUUUGGGCCCAAUGAAGGACAGAGUAAAUGAUGACCUCAUCUCCGAGUUUCCCCACAAGUUUGGCUCCUGUGUACCCCAUACAACCCGUCCAAGGCGAGAGAACGAGAUCGAUGGCCAGGACUACCACUUCGUGGGCUCAAGGGAGCAAAUGGAGAAAGACAUUCAGGACAAUAAAUUUAUUGAAGCUGGCCAGUUUAAUGAGAACCUGUACGGGACAAGCAUUUUGUCUGUCAGAACUGUGGCUGAGCGGCAAAGGAAGCACUGCAUUCUGGAUGUGUCUGGCAACGCCAUCAAGCGGCUGCAGCAAGCACAACUUUAUCCGAUUGCUAUCUUCAUUAAACCAAAAUCCAUUGAAGCCCUAAUGGAGAUGAAUAAGAGGCAGACAUACGAACAAGCCACUAAAGUAUUCGACAAGGCGGUUAAGCUGGAGCAAGACUUUGGGGAGUAUUUCACAGCUAUUGUACAGUGUGACUCGCUAGAGGAGAUCUACAACAAAAUCAAGGAAAUCAUUGAGGAGCAGUCUGGGCCCUACAUCUGGAUUCCCUCCUCAGAGAAGCUCUGAGCUCCCUGCCGUCCCCUCUGUGUCGAAGCAGAGCUUCCCUCUGGCCUCCCAGACACCCCACCAACACCCACAUGGCCCCCGCUCCUCACCCUCUUUUUACAGAUAUGUUUCAUAUCAAGUUUUAGUGUCAUCAUUAUGUUACUCUCUAAAUGAAAAAAGAAGUCUUAUCGCCAUUACUGUGACUGUGCACCCCCCUGCAUGAUUUCUCAACAAAAUCCAUUCAAGACUGGAAUUGCCAUUCCAAAGAAAUUAGUCAAACAAAAACAAAAGGAAAACCAAAUAAGUCCUUUUGUGAACUGAGACUGCCUAAAGAUCAGACGGUGGCGCAGAAGUCAGGAGAGAGGAGUUGUGGUUGCAAAAUGAAGUUGCAGGGGAACAGAGACCAAUCAUACCAAGUUGGAACACUUUGUAAAUGUUCAUCAAAAUCACAUUUAAAGACACCAGAUGAGAGGUGGAAGAUCAACUACCGUUUUGUUUUUAGUUAGUGGGCUUAUUUUUCUUUUUUGUUUGUCUAUUUUUUGAUGACUGGAUAAAAUGGAGCCCUGCUGAUGGUACUGUUCCUGUUCGUGGAGUCAUCACUCUUGUUUAUACUGACUGAGGAAAUAAGUGGAAGAGCCUAACCAACUGGUGAUGCGUUUAUCUCAGACCAGCUUGCUGUUUGGUUGUCUGCGCUGAUAAAGACAUCACAAGAGGCAGAUCCAGAGGAAGAAACGUGUUGUGAAUCUCUACAUUUAUAUUAUAAAAUCACAAGUUAAAUCAUUCUGAGAUUUUACAACAUUAAGAAUACUCUACAUUUUACACUUAACUAGAAUUGUCAAUUUGGAGGGCUGUUAAUUUUUUCUUGUAUUUUUUUAUUUAAUAUUUGUGGUUUUUAGCUGCUCUGUAAAGGAUGGGGGUAGAGAAGUGUAACUGGGAUCUCUGCAAAACACCAAACUGCCUUACAUCUAAUACAAAUUCUGUUUUGUGACUACCUGUUGUCUGUGAGGAAGGGAGGCUGCAACAUUUGAUGAGGAAGAGAUCAUUUUGUGUCCUUUAGCUGUCAGCAGCUCUGACAUUAAGUGCAAUAGAUUUUAAAAUCCAGCCCAGGUGGGCUCUUUUGGUUUCUUCUUUUUAAACAUUCUACCUGUGUGAUUAAAUAAUUAGGCUUUUUACAAUUUGGACAGCCAGAGCCUCCUAAUUCCUGUAGAGCAGCAGACGACCCUCUUACACUCUCUGCCUUCCUAGAGGAUUUUCUCCUGAUUCGUCACAUGGUACUGUCCUAUCUGCCACCACUGUGGUGGACUUAAAACGGGUAGAACAAGACAACAGUUGUAUUGGAUGUUUUAACGAUUAAAGAGUCGGUAUUACCUGUUUGAAAUUGUCCCCCUGCCAAAAACACUAAAGUUGGAUUUGAGUAAACCUUCA